GAUCGUUGAAGAUAACUUUAUUACUUAGUCUAUCGAUCAGGAUUAUCAGGAUUAUGGCGUCAACAUCGACAUCAUCACAUGAAGACAUCACAUUUAAACAGGGCACGAUCCAACGAUUACUACAGAAGAACUUUAAAGAGGAGAAGACGAAAAUAAACAAAGAUGCAUUGGUGCUGAUCGUUGAACUGUCUCGCAUCUUUGUUAAUGAAGGAGCAUGUAGGUCAGCACAGCAGGCCAAGUCUGAGCAGGCAAUGGUCGUCGAACCAAGACAUUUAGAAAAGGUUCUUCCGCAGUUGCUCUUAGAUUUCUGAUGCGUACAGAGCCACCGAGCCAGAAGUGACAUGCUUGCACACACGUUGACCAAUCUCCAGGCUCAUGCUCUUCGGGUAUUGCAGGAGAAGCUACUGAUGUACUAACUUUUCUGCUUGAAAGGUCAAUCAUUUGAGGUCAGACCUGAUGGUGCAAAGGAAAUAAAGUUUUUCCCAUUUGCUGCAACGUUUUAUCAGCACCUGUAUAUUGUGAUCCAUGUAUUUGUCCACCAUCAUCAUUUAUUAAAGUCAGCAUUUUCCCUCUUACGAGGGGUUACUGACCUUCGCACCAUGAUGACCCUACACUCUUUUUGUCUCGAGCAUCCACUUUAUUAGGUAGACCAACCUUAAUUCUUUCUUUCUUCACCAUUUCUUUAGAUCUCCCUUUCCCUCUUAUGCCAACCACUUCCAGAUCCCACGCUCUUUUCACAGGUUCACCACAUUCCCUUCCCAACAAAUGCAUGACCCAUUCAUCUAAAUCCACUUCUGAAAUGAUGGGUACUCAGUAUACUAUUGAAUGGUAUAUUAAAGCUAUAUUAAGAAUACAUGUAUUUUGAAUACAGCGUUAUUGCAGGAUGAACAAAGAUAGAACUAAAGAAGUCAAGCAAGUUUUGUUUCAUUAAAAAGAAAUAAUUUAUUAUGAUCCGUCAAUCAAUGAUAUAUAAAUCUGAUAUCAAUAUAAUUUCCAUUCACAUUCAUAAUUUUGUACAUAUAAUAUAAAAAGGAUAUUUCUUUAUUUACAUGGAAACCUGAAACCAAACUAAUUUGAAUCUUGGUUCAUUUGCUGAUACAGUUAACAGCAUAGGCCUACCUUGAAUUUGCACAAGUCAAAUUUUUCUUAAGUUGAAUUCAUUUUUGACAAAACUGUAUAUUUAC
Strongylocentrotus purpuratus (purple sea urchin) is the source of this 1184-nucleotide messenger RNA. Its product is annotated as centromere protein X. Lineage: Eukaryota; Metazoa; Echinodermata; Echinoidea; Camarodonta; Strongylocentrotidae. Gene Ontology annotation, molecular function: protein heterodimerization activity. Gene Ontology annotation, biological process: kinetochore assembly; DNA repair; resolution of meiotic recombination intermediates. The transcript is spliced from 5 exons. Gene Ontology annotation, cellular component: FANCM-MHF complex; Fanconi anaemia nuclear complex. Bases 54 to 311 code for a protein of 85 amino acids. The record is from RefSeq and is a predicted model, not a curated record.